CUAUUCUGUUCAUCAACAUGCCCUUAUUAAGAUUCCUAGGACCAAUCAUAUCGGAGUAGUACUAAAAUCAACUAGUGAGAUGAUCACAAGUUCACAGCACAGCGUGAAGCACAGAUAGCGAUGAUAUUAUACUUGGGUAAGUACAGGUUCAUUUCAUCAGCGUGCUAAUACCAAUCUUUUGCUGCCUGCCCCUGUUUUUAAGACUCUGACCUUCAACUUGGGUGUUUGUAGCGAGGGAGCAAUAAAGUUGAUAUUGAUACUGUACUACGUAGGAUUGAUUCACAGGUAGAGACAAAGACAAGCCUUACAAAAGCUUUGCUGCCUUGCUGCUGAAGUUCAGUGCAACUCAACCCACUCCUUCCUCCUGCUCUGCCCUCUCCACCUACCAAGCUUUCGAGUGCCAGCCAUGGCAGCAGGCGCCAUACCGCUGGCGUACCAGAGCUCGCCGUCGUCGCCGGAGUGGCUGAACAAGGGCGACAAUGCGUGGCAGAUGACAUCGGCGACGCUGGUGGGCCUGCAGAGCAUGCCGGGGCUGGUGAUCCUGUACGGCAGCAUCGUGAAGAAGAAAUGGGCCAUCAACUCCGCCUUCAUGGCGCUGUACGCCUUCGCCGCCGUCUGGAUCUGCUGGGUGGUGUGGGCGUACAACAUGUCGUUCGGCGACAGGCUCCUCCCGUUCUGGGGCAAAGCCAGGCCGGCCCUCGGGCAGAGCUUCCUGGUGGCGCAGUCGCAGCUCACGGCCACCGCCGUGCAGUACCGCCGCCGCGACGACGGGACGACCGCCGAGGCGGCCAUGCUCCGCCCGCUCUACCCGGCCGCCACCAUGGUCUACUUCCAGUGCAUGUUCGCCAGCAUCACCGUCAUCAUCCUCGCCGGCUCGCUGCUGGCGCGCAUGAACAUCAAGGCGUGGAUGGCCUUCGUCCCGCUCUGGAUCACCUUCUCCUACACCGUCUCCGCCUUCUCGCUCUGGGGCGGCGGCUUCCUCUUCCAGUGGGGCGUCAUCGACUACUCCGGCGGAUACGUCAUCCACCUCUCCUCCGGGAUCGCCGGCCUCACCGCCGCGUACUGGGUGGGGCCGAGGUCGGCGUCGGACAGGGAGCGGUUCCCUCCCAACAACAUCCUGCUGGUGCUGGCGGGGGCCGGACUGCUGUGGCUUGGAUGGACUGGCUUCAACGGCGGCGACCCUUACGCGGCCAACAUCGACUCGUCCAUGGCGGUGCUCAACACGCAUAUCUGUGCCUCCACCAGCCUCCUCAUGUGGACGCUCCUUGAUGUCUUCUUCUUCGGGAAGCCGUCGGUGAUCGGCGCCGUGCAGGGCAUGAUCACCGGCCUUGUAUGCAUCACCCCUGGUGCAGGCCUGGUGCAAGGGUGGGCAGCUAUUGUGAUGGGAAUUCUCUCUGGUAGCAUCCCCUGGUACACUAUGAUGGUACUGCACAAGAAAUGGUCCUUCAUGCAGAGGAUCGACGACACCCUUGGCGUAUUCCACACCCACGCGGUGGCUGGGCUCCUCGGCGGCACCACUACGGGACUUUUUGCUGAGCCCGUCCUCUGCAACCUCUUCCUCUCCAUCCAGGAAUCCAGAGGUGCAUUUUAUGGUGGUGAUGGUGGAUCACAGUUUGGGAAGCAGAUUGCUGGCGCACUCUUCGUCAUUGCCUGGAACAUCGUUAUCACUUCCAUAAUCUGUGUUCUUAUUGGCCUAGUCCUGCCCCUCCGAAUCUCUGAUGAACAGCUGCUUAUCGGGGAUGAUGCUGUACAUGGUGAGGAGGCCUAUGCUAUAUGGGCAGAAGCUGAGCUCAAUGACGUAACCCGCCAUGAUGAAGGCAGACAUAGCAGCGUCGCUGUAGGAGUUACACAGAAUGUUUGAGCAUAGUUCUUGUAAGGUUAAAAGGAAAAAAAACACAAAGUGCAUUUGUUUGCUAACUGCUAUCAAUUGAUGACACAAAAUUGUAUGCAAUUAAGCACCUGUUUAUGGAGGGAAGUAGAGUGUCAGUUUUUUUUUUUUUUGGUGAGUGGGGAUCUGGAAUCUUUUCUGCUUUCAUGAUUAUCUAUGCUGUACAUUUGAAGCUGUAGAAACAAGAUAUUCUUUGCCACAAGUUGUCGCAGUUGUUCAUGCCAUGACUCAUGGAGAAAAUUCACUUCAAUAACACUCUUUGUACAA
This is a messenger RNA of Sorghum bicolor (sorghum), 2155 nucleotides long. RefSeq names its product ammonium transporter 3 member 3. Gene Ontology annotation, biological process: ammonium transmembrane transport. NCBI's taxonomy places the organism in Eukaryota, Viridiplantae, Streptophyta, Magnoliopsida, Poales, Poaceae. Gene Ontology annotation, molecular function: ammonium channel activity. The record is from RefSeq and is a predicted model, not a curated record. The transcript has 2 exons. Gene Ontology annotation, cellular component: plasma membrane. Bases 407 to 1861 code for a protein of 484 amino acids.